Messenger RNA from Otolemur garnettii (small-eared galago), 1942 nucleotides. It is a transcript of the gene BMPR1B, whose product is annotated as bone morphogenetic protein receptor type 1B. Gene Ontology annotation, biological process: BMP signaling pathway; protein phosphorylation; cellular response to growth factor stimulus. The record is from RefSeq and is a predicted model, not a curated record. Gene Ontology annotation, cellular component: signaling receptor complex; plasma membrane. The transcript is spliced from 12 exons. Lineage: Eukaryota; Metazoa; Chordata; Mammalia; Primates; Galagidae. Bases 185 to 1693 code for a protein of 502 amino acids. Gene Ontology annotation, molecular function: ATP binding; SMAD binding; transforming growth factor beta receptor activity, type I.
CAGGGUGGAGUUCAACCUGCUUUUUCCUAGAUGUGAAAGGAAGGGAAGGUCAUUUCUGCCUUGUUGAUAAAGGUUCAAACUUCUGCUGAAUCAUAACUAUUUGGCGCUGAGCUAUGACAAGGGAGGAAACAAAAAGUUAAACGAGCAAGCCUGCCCUGCGCGAGAAGCACACUUCCUUGAUAACAUGCUUUUGCGAAGUUCAGGAAAAUUAAACGUGGGAACCAAGAAAGAGGAUGGAGAGAGUACAGCCCCCACUCCCCGUCCCAAGAUCUUACGUUGUAAAUGCCACCACCAUUGUCCAGAGGACUCAGUCAACAACAUUUGCAGCACUGACGGAUACUGUUUCACAAUGAUAGAAGAAGAUGACUCUGGGAUGCCUAUAGUCACUUCUGGAUGCCUAGGACUAGAAGGCUCAGAUUUUCAGUGUCGGGACACUCCCAUUCCACAUCAGAGAAGAUCGAUUGAGUGCUGCACGGAAAGGAACGAGUGUAAUAAAGACCUGCACCCCACGCUGCCUCCACUGAAAAACAGAGAUUUCGUUGAUGGACCUAUACACCACAAGGCUUUACUUAUAUCUGUGACUGUCUGUAGUUUGCUCUUGGUCCUCAUCAUUGUAUUCUGUUACUUCAGGUAUAAAAGACAAGAAACCAGACCUCGGUACAGCAUUGGGUUAGAACAGGAUGAAACGUACAUUCCUCCGGGAGAAUCCCUGAGAGACUUAAUUGAGCAGUCUCAAAGCUCUGGAAGUGGAUCAGGCCUCCCUCUGCUGGUCCAAAGGACUAUAGCUAAGCAGAUUCAGAUGGUGAAACAGAUUGGAAAAGGUCGCUAUGGGGAAGUUUGGAUGGGAAAGUGGCGUGGCGAAAAGGUAGCUGUGAAAGUCUUCUUCACCACAGAGGAAGCCAGCUGGUUCAGAGAGACAGAAAUAUACCAGACAGUGCUGAUGAGGCAUGAAAACAUUUUGGGGUUCAUUGCUGCAGAUAUCAAAGGGACAGGGUCCUGGACCCAGUUGUACCUAAUCACAGACUAUCAUGAAAAUGGUUCCCUUUAUGAUUAUCUGAAAUCCACCACCCUGGACACUAAAUCAAUGCUGAAGUUAGCCUACUCUUCGGUCAGUGGCUUGUGUCACUUACAUACCGAAAUCUUUAGUACUCAAGGCAAACCAGCAAUUGCCCACCGAGACCUGAAAAGUAAAAAUAUCCUCGUGAAGAAAAAUGGAACUUGCUGUAUAGCUGACCUGGGUCUGGCUGUUAAAUUUAUUAGUGAUACAAACGAAGUUGACAUCCCACCCAACACUCGGGUUGGCACCAAACGCUAUAUGCCCCCAGAAGUGUUGGAUGAGAGCUUGAAUAGAAAUCACUUCCAGUCUUACAUCAUGGCCGACAUGUAUAGCUUCGGACUCAUCCUCUGGGAGGUUGCUAGGAGAUGUGUAUCAGGAGGUAUUGUGGAAGAAUAUCAGCUUCCCUAUCAUGACCUCGUGCCCAGUGACCCCUCUUAUGAGGACAUGAGAGAGAUUGUGUGCAUCAAGAAGUUACGUCCCUCAUUCCCCAACCGGUGGAGCAGCGACGAGUGUCUGAGGCAGAUGGGGAAACUCAUGACAGAAUGCUGGGCUCACAACCCUGCUUCGAGGCUGACAGCCCUGCGUGUUAAGAAAACACUUGCCAAAAUGUCAGAGUCCCAGGACAUUAAACUGUGAUAUGAGAGGAAACAGUAAGCUUCUCUGCAGAAAGCCAACAGAUACUUCUCUGUUUGUGGGCCGAGCAGAAGUCGUUAAAGGAGCAUCCACAGUCACAACCUUGAACAUCGUCCUGCUUCCCAGUGGGUUCAGACCUCCCCUCUCAGGGAGCUCCCUGGACAGAGACAAGUUCCCAGAGGCACAGAUUGGUCUGUGUCUGUCUGCAGGAGGGAGGAACCGCUUGGGUAACUUGUUCAAGAUUUGAUGCAU